CGAUAUCUCCAAAGCCUCAAAAAGCCUCUAAAACUAACCACAAGAACCACUGCAAAAACCGCCAUGGGAGAACUCGACGAAGCUUUUAUCCAAGCUCCAGAACACAGACCAAACACUCACCUCACAAACUCCAAUGAUUUCAUUUACUCCGACGAGAUCCCGACCAUCGAUCUCUCUUCUCUCAGAGAUCCCGAUCAUGACAAGACGGCGAUCGCGGCGGAGAUUGCAGAGGCAUGCAAGAGAUGGGGAUUUUUCCAGGUGAUCAACCACGGCUUACCUUCGGAUUUAAGGCGUCGUGUAGAGGAGGCAUGUGCUGAGUUUUUCAAUCUAUCGACGGAGGAGAAGAGGAAAGUGAAAAGAGACGAAGUGAAUCCUAUGGGUUAUCACGACGAGGAACACACCAAGAACGUUAGAGAUUGGAAAGAAAUUUUCGAUUUCUUCUUGCAAGAUUCGACGAUAGUUCCGGCGACACCGGACCCGGAAGAUACUGAGCUCAGAAAGCUCACGAACCAGUGGCCUCAAAACCCUUCUCAUUUCAGAGAGGUAUGCCAAGAAUAUGCAAGAGAAGUUGAGAAGUUAGCUUUUAGGCUAUUGGAACUUGUCUCCAUUAGUUUGGGUCUACCUGGUGAUCGGUUAACCGGUUUCUUCAAUGAGCAAACUAGUUUUUUGCGGUUUAACCAUUACCCUCCCUGCCCGAACCCCGAGCUAGCAUUAGGUGUUGGACGCCACAAAGAUGGAGGAGCUUUAACCGUCCUGGCCCAAGAUAGUGUAGGUGGAUUACAAGUUAGUCGUAGAUCGGAUGGACAAUGGAUCCCCGUGAAACCGAUCUCGGAUGCUUUGAUCAUUAACAUUGGCAAUUGUAUUCAGGUGUGGACAAAUGAUAAGUAUUGGAGUGCUGAACAUAGAGUGGUGGUGAACACAAGCAAAAAGAGAUUCUCAAUACCAUUCUUCUUCUUCCCGUCACAUGAAGCCAACAUUGCGCCAUUGGAGGAGCUUAUAAGUGAAGAAAACCCGCCUUGUUAUAAAAAGUACAAUUGGGGAAAGUUCUUUGUUUCAAGAAACAGAAGUGAUUUCAAGAAGCUCGAGGUUGAGAAUAUCCAGAUUGAUCACUUCAAGGCUUAGUUAAUCACAUUAUAUCCUUAUGUUGAUUUCUCUUGGUUCUUUUCAUAUAUGGUUAAUCAAGUUCAGAUUUGUUUUUCUGUCUUUAAAACUAAUAUGUAGUUUUUCUUCCUGAAUAAAUGAUUCACAAAAUG
Molecule: messenger RNA, 1253 nt
Organism: Arabidopsis arenosa
Lineage: Eukaryota; Viridiplantae; Streptophyta; Magnoliopsida; Brassicales; Brassicaceae
Source: the annotation of a GenBank genome assembly